AACGGACAUGCAAAACAUUUUAACUUGGUGCACGCGCGAACGCGACAAGUUAUUGAAAGAGCAUUUGCCUUGCUAUUGGGACGCUUUCGACGUCUCAAACACUUAUUUUUGCAGAACAUUGAAUAUGCUGCACUCAUCAUUUUGGCGUGCUGUUGUCUGCACAACAUUUGCAUAUCUUUAAAUGAUGAAUUCGAUGUGGAGGAUAUUGAUGAAAAUGUUAAUGUUCCAUGUGACGUGAAUGUUCCUGAAAAUGUUCCUGAAGACGUUCCUAAUGAUGCAGUGUCAGGAAAUGUCCAAUUUGACCCGGAAAUAAAACGCCGAAUCAUUACCGACUCAUUAUAUGGGAGAAUGUAAUUAUUUUUUUUAUCGCCCGCGUAAAGCGCCCCAGGAUAAAAAAAAAUUGAGAAAUUUUUUUAUAUUCUUUCGCCGCCGUUAUUUAAAAACUUGAAAUGAAAAAUCGCGUUGUUUAACUUAUAAAAAAAUGUAAAUAAUAAAUAUGUUUAAUAAAAUUGAUAUAAUAAACUUUGUA
Messenger RNA from Leptopilina boulardi, 529 nucleotides. RefSeq lists its product as uncharacterized. The annotation marks the transcript as partial. The transcript has a single exon. NCBI's taxonomy places the organism in Eukaryota, Metazoa, Arthropoda, Insecta, Hymenoptera, Figitidae. The record is from RefSeq and is a predicted model, not a curated record.